AUGGUCGCACCCGUCCGUGUGAUUCCUAACGCUGCGAAGCGGGCAACGAGCCUCCUUCGUACGAUUCAAUAUACACACCCGCCUUCAUGUCCCUGCCACUCCAACCCAGGUUAUCACAAAGCCCCUCCGUCUAUUGUGCCCCGUGCGAGGGAGGCAGGUCGUCGGCAAUAUGCUACCCCCACAUCCGUCAACCAAGGGUUGAAGGAAUAUGCCUUUGAGAUGGCGGCUUCAUCCAUCCGCUUUGGCCCGGGUGUAACCCAGGAAGUCGGCAUGGAUUUCAAAAACAUGGGCGCGAAGAAGGUGUGUGUUGUCACGGAUCCUACUGUGGACAAGUUGGACGCCAUGAGGCAGGUGAGGGAGGGGUUGACAAGAGAGGGCAUCAGCUUUGAGGUCUUCUCCAAUGUGAGAAUCGAGCCGAAAGACAGCUCAAUCAAGGAAGCUAUCGAAUGGGUUCGUCCGUACCAGCCAGACGCCUUCCUGGCCGUCGGCGGCGGGUCGGUCAUGGAUACGGCCAAGUUAAUGAAUCUGUACUUGAACUACCCCGACGCUGACUUUUUGGACUUUGUUAAUGCUCCCCUCGGAAAGGGCCGACCUAUCGACAAACCUCUUUGCCCGCUUAUUGCUGUUCCUACCACUGCGGGGACUGGAAGUGAGACCACUGGCACAGCCAUCUUUGACCUUGUGUCCAAGCGAGCCAAGACUGGUGUCGCUCACAGAAACUUGAAGCCUACGCUGGGAAUAUGUGACCCCAUCAAUACACGUACCAUGCCUGCUGCUGUCAAGGCCAGCUCCGGACUGGACGUGCUCUGCCACUCUUUGGAGUCUUGGACGGCCAUUCCUUACAAUGAGCGCACCCCCCGUCCACCAAACCCAAUUAUGAGACCGGCUUAUCAGGGUGCCAAUCCCAUAUCGGAUGUCUUCUCCUUCCAUGCUCUUCGCCGCACGGUCAAGUACCUGCCUCGAGCUGUCAAGGAUCCCGAUGACUUUGAGGCGCAGAGCGAGAUGCUCCUUGCGGCCACUCUUGCUGGCGUCGGCUUUGGAAACGCGGGCGUUCACUUGUGUCACGGCAUGUCUUAUCCCAUCUCUGGACAGAACCCUGGAUAUAAACACGCCGGCUACGACGUGCCGGCACCCUUGAUUCCCCACGGCGUCUCCGUCGCUGUUUCUGCUCCCGCUGUCUUCCGAUUCACUGCUGCUUCAAAUCCCCAGAGACAUCUCGAAGCUGCUGAGGCUUUUGGCGUUGACACAUCUAAUGUGAAGCUGGAAAGUGCUGGUGAGGUGUUGGCAGAGGCAUUGACCAAGUUCCUUGCAGACCUAGGUGACCAGCCCGCAGGUCUCAAAGAGCUUGGCUUUGGCAGCCAGCACAUUGACGCCCUUGUCGAAGGCACCAUUCCGCAGGCUCGCGUACUCAUGUUGGCUCCAGGAUUAGAUAAGGAACUGCAAACUGAGAAGGAACAGCUCCGCAGACUCUUCGAAGACGCCAUGAAUCACUAA
This is a messenger RNA of Metarhizium brunneum ARSEF 3297, 1494 nucleotides long. RefSeq names its product Hydroxyacid-oxoacid transhydrogenase (gene Adhfe1). NCBI's taxonomy places the organism in Eukaryota, Fungi, Ascomycota, Sordariomycetes, Hypocreales, Clavicipitaceae. The record is from RefSeq and is a predicted model, not a curated record. Gene Ontology annotation, cellular component: mitochondrion. Gene Ontology annotation, molecular function: alcohol dehydrogenase (NAD+) activity; metal ion binding.